GUCAGUUAGUCGAACUCGAGUAGACUAGAAACCAAGAGAAUGUUCAAGACCAUCGCUGUAGUAGUGCUCCUGGCAGCCCUGGCCAGUGCCGAGCUCCAUCGCGUGCCGAUCCUCAAGGAGCAGAACUUUGUGAAGACGCGUCAGAAUGUUUUGGCCGAGAAAUCCUAUCUGCGCACCAAGUACCAGCUGCCCUCGCUUCGCAGCGUGGAUGAGGAACAGCUGUCCAACUCGAUGAAUAUGGCUUACUACGGAGCCAUCUCCAUCGGAACUCCCGCUCAGAGCUUCAAGGUUCUGUUCGACUCAGGCUCCUCGAACCUGUGGGUGCCAUCGAACACCUGCAAGAGCGAUGCCUGCCUGACCCACAACCAGUACGACUCCAGCGCCAGCUCCACCUACGUGGCCAACGGCGAAUCCUUCUCCAUCCAGUAUGGCACUGGCAGCCUAACUGGCUACCUGUCCACCGAUACCGUCGACGUCAAUGGCCUGAGCAUCCAGAGCCAGACCUUUGCUGAAUCCACCAACGAGCCGGGCACCAACUUCAACGAUGCCAACUUCGAUGGCAUUCUCGGUAUGGCCUAUGAGUCCCUGGCCGUGGAUGGUGUGGCUCCUCCGUUCUACAACAUGGUGUCCCAGGGUCUGGUCGACAACUCCGUCUUCUCGUUCUAUCUGGCCCGCGAUGGCACCUCCACUAUGGGUGGUGAACUCAUCUUCGGUGGCUCCGAUGCCUCUCUGUACUCUGGCGCUCUGACCUACGUUCCCAUCUCGGAGCAGGGCUACUGGCAGUUCACCAUGGCUGGAUCCUCCAUUGACGGUUACUCGCUGUGUGAUGAUUGCCAGGCUAUUGCCGAUACCGGCACCUCCCUGAUCGUGGCUCCCUACAAUGCUUACAUUACCCUCUCCGAGAUCCUGAACGUGGGUGAGGAUGGCUAUCUGGACUGCUCAAGCGUCAGCUCCCUGCCCGAUGUCACCUUCAACAUCGGUGGCACCAACUUCGUCCUGAAGCCCUCGGCCUACAUCAUCCAGUCGGACGGCAACUGUAUGUCCGCCUUCGAGUACAUGGGCACCGACUUCUGGAUUCUGGGCGAUGUCUUCAUUGGCCAGUACUACACCGAGUUCGAUUUGGGCAACAACCGCAUUGGCUUCGCCCCAGUCGCCUAAUUAACGAUCCGCAAUUACGAAUCAAUAAAGAAACGAGCUCUUAGAAUUUUCUACCAAAUGUCUGGGUCACCUCAAGUGGGUCACCUUUCGAAGGCUGAAGGUGUAACAAUCUAAUCUGUUUACAACUUUGUAAGUGGAUAGGUUGUGAGUAAGCGACUCCAAUUGCGUUUUACAGUCAUGGCUAUUUAUGCUUAUCUGCAUUUCAUAUAAUAAAUGAAUUACACAUUGGACUUUCUGUAAAUUGUUCGAGAAUGUAU
Messenger RNA from Drosophila melanogaster (fruit fly), 1415 nucleotides. It is a transcript of the gene Bace, whose product is annotated as beta-site APP-cleaving enzyme. Lineage: Eukaryota; Metazoa; Arthropoda; Insecta; Diptera; Drosophilidae. Gene Ontology annotation, molecular function: aspartic-type endopeptidase activity. The record is from RefSeq and is marked reviewed. The coding region runs from base 40 to 1158 and encodes 372 amino acids. Gene Ontology annotation, biological process: proteolysis. The transcript has a single exon.